Messenger RNA from Myxocyprinus asiaticus (Chinese sucker), 3055 nucleotides. RefSeq names its product LHFPL tetraspan subfamily member 2b (gene lhfpl2b). The record is from RefSeq and is a predicted model, not a curated record. The coding region runs from base 494 to 1159 and encodes 221 amino acids. The transcript has 3 exons. Lineage: Eukaryota; Metazoa; Chordata; Actinopteri; Cypriniformes; Catostomidae. Gene Ontology annotation, cellular component: membrane.
CUUCGAGAGCCAUAACUUUCCGAAGGGCUGGGUCCUGGACGAAGGGGGUGGUGGUGAAGAAACAAGGGAGGAGAAGCUGAAGCGGGCUAACACUGGUUUCAUUUUGAGUCGAGCGUCGAACAUACAUUCAGUAAUCUGUAAAACGAUGACACAUUGCCUGUGUGUGUUUCCAUGUAUUCGGUAACUCUGAUUAUAGAGAUGCGUGUGUCCGCUGUGACUCUUCCCUUCUGCCGUGUGUAAGUAGCGUCGGAAGAGUUCACAUAAGGAAGUUCAACACACCGCUGAACAUUCUGUUAAUUCACGAAUAUCACGGUUUGCUGACUCCAUAUUUGUACAUGGAUGCGUUUAGGAUGGUCCAUCCAAGAAUGCCUGUUUUUGACGAGCCAGCUUUGAUUAUACCACCAUUGGACCUUGACUGAAGUGCCUUCAGCUUCUUCACCUCAACAGAGAAGAAACCAUUUCCUCUCAAGCACCGGCAUAAAGGUUUUGCAGAAUGUGUCACGUCAUAGUCACAUGCCGGUCUAUGUUAUGGACCUUGAUGAGCAUUAUGGUGGCAUUUGCCGAACUGGUGGCAUUUAUGAGUGCUGACUGGCUAGUGGGAUAUUCAGAUGGCUCAGAAACCAACUUCACUGUUACCACAUCACUCCGUACCAACCAGCGCACCCUGGGUAUUUAUAACCGCUGCCUCAAGGUGGUGAACCAAAAGGUUGUCCAAUGUGGGCCCUAUGCCACAGACUUCAUGGAAAUAGCUAGCGGCUUUUGGCAAGCCACAGUUAUAUUUCUGGUCAUUGGAAUCUUUCUCCUGUGCAUAGUGGGCAUCCUUUCGGUCUUCAGCAUGUGUUUCCAAAGUAUUUUAAAGAAGAGCAUAUUCAACGUGUGUGGCCUGCUUCAAGGCAUAGCAGGUCUGUUCCUCAUUCUUGGUCUGAUGCUCUAUCCUGCAGGCUGGGGAUCUAGGAAGGUGGUUGACUACUGCGGUCAGGAUGCUUCCCCAUAUAAAGUGGGCCUUUGUUCUCUGGGCUGGGCCUUUUACACAGCCAUAGGAGGUACUGUGCUCACGUUUAUCUGUGCUAUGUUUUCAGCUCAGGCUGAGAUCGCCACCUCCAGUGACAAGGUGCAGGAUGAAAUCGAAGAGGGCCGGAGUCUCAUUUGUGUGCUGUGAAAAUAAGCCAUUUAAACUGUUGAGAAUAUGUCUCCCAUGUUUACUGCUUGAAAUGACUAUUGCAUAAAUGGGAGUGUAGUUCUUUGGAUGUUAUAUGGUUUUCCAGACUAAAGACCUAAGAAAUGUAUUUGCUUUUUCAAUUUCAAUUUUAUCUCAUGGCAAAUUAGCAUUGUCUGCAUUAUAAAAUACAUGCAUCACAAAUGUUUUGCUAUUAAAGAAAUCUUUAAAACUAAUAAAUACAUUUUAUCAGUAUUUUGUCUUUAUACUUGUAAGCGUUGUUACAUGGACUAUGUGAUAAUGGAUACAACCAGUGAAUUUUCCACUUGUAAUGUAAAAGUUUGCAUUUUUGCUAUCAUGUAAGGUUGAGGGUUCUUUUUACUACAGUAUAAUGAACAGAACUAUAGUACUUUGUCAUAUAAUACUAAAAUAGAUUGAAAAUACAUUUCUCACACUUUUUCUGAAUGAUUUAAAAAUGUGUCUAGUUCAGCUGUUUUUAUUCUGUUACAUUAACAUAUGUUACAUUGUUUAUUAACAAAGCAUUUUAUUGUAAAAGCUGUACUUUAUGUAAACUUAUAGAAAUACAUCAUUCCAAUAAGUACUUUAGUUUUAUUAGUUGUUACAGACCUGCCAUAACAUUUCAGCUUGGAAUUUUAAAGGGGUUUUGUCAAAGAUGACAUUUCAUAUUCAGCUUAAUCCGUGCACUGUGCAUUCUUCUUACCUUUGGAUGUCCCAGAUUGUCUGGGCUUAUCACUCUUGUUUAGUAUUUUCUUUAUGGUAGAUUUUUGAAGUCUAAUAUCAGUCAAUGCAUGACAUAUCUGCAGGACUGUAAUCACUUGGUUUUUAUCAACCUGAUUGCAUUUUUCUGUUCAAAUCAUGCAUUCCUUACAGUUCUGUAGGUGAAGUCUGUUAAUGUUACAUUAAUGUGUUCAAUAAAUGCUUAGAAUGUAAUGUUUUUCAAUUCACAAAUUGUCUUUCACCACAAUGGACAUGUUGCAAACAUUGUCAUGUGUUAAUAGAGGCUAAACAGACAAAUUAUAGUAACAGGAAGUCGCUGAUCUCAGGAAAUGGGACUCAAAGUGUUCUUUGCCUUAUCACCACUACCAGAACACAUGUUUGAAAAGAGCACAAAUUUUGUUUUAAAUGCACACUUUUUAUAUGUAGCAAAUUGUGCUGAAAGGUCAUUCACGGGAAAUUUACAAAAACACAGCAAAUUCAAUGACUUCAACAAAAGGACUUAGAAAAGUCAUUGAUUCUAGUCAGGUUUAUCAAAUGAGUUGGUGUGGGGAAAGUACACAUUGCAGUGAGGGCUGGACUCCUGAUGUUUGUUCUGUAAUGACUGCAUGUGGCAGGCGUGCUGAGGGGAGGGUUCUCAUCCAGCUCCGUGUUAGCGGAUCAAAGCAGAUCUCAGAGUCUCUGUCAGCUACAAUCCUUAGGCCCGCUGGUUCUCCCCUGCUGAUCAGAAAUGCAAGACAGGCCUCUUCAUCUUGUAUGAGCACACGAUCAAUUUAUAAUUAGUUCUGUAGUGAUUAAUGAAUUCCCAAUAAAGCACCCUCUGCUCUGAUGAAUGUAUGCAGGCCAUCCCACCUAAACUGCUGUCCAAACACGCAUGGCUCACUGUUUCAUUUCAUUAGAGCUGAAUGUCCUGGUAAACGGGCUGAGGUCUGAUUAUUUAGGGUCAAGAGUUACUUUUGCUAUCUAUAGGUAGAGUGUUUGUGUUUCAGAAUUAAUAAAAUGUAAAUCUUUGUUCUUUAAAUGGGUAGAUUUGAAGUUUUUUGGAUCAAAAUACAUUGAGGAGACUGUGGCUAGUUGUCAAGCAGGGAAGUUGUCAUAAGAGCUAUAUGUCAAACUAUAAGAUUUUGAGUUAAAAAAUCCAAAUAAAAAAAUGUUGUAUGUGUA